Spirometra erinaceieuropaei is the source of this 3039-nucleotide messenger RNA. The record is from the annotation of a GenBank genome assembly. Lineage: Eukaryota; Metazoa; Platyhelminthes; Cestoda; Diphyllobothriidea; Diphyllobothriidae.
AUGGAGGAGGAGGAGGAUGAGGAUGAGGAUGAGGAUGAGGAUGAGGAGGAGGAGGAGGAGGAGGAGGAGGAGGAGGAAAACAACCAGCUGGCCUUCCUGGAUGUCCUCGUCUGCCGCAAAGCUUGUGGUGGCCUAAAAACCAAAAUGUUCAGGAAAGCGGCAAAUACGACGCAAAAGCCGAGCUUUAACAGUAACGACCCGAUCAGUCACAAAGGCAGUUGCGUAAGGGCGCUAUACGGGCGCGUUGAGACGCACUGCAGUGAAAUGGUAGACUAGGUUGCUGAAAUACAAUAUCUUCGACGGGUGCUGAGAGCCAAUGGCUACUCGCGCAACUUUGUCAACCAGUGCACAUGAAGACGACACCAUAGACCAAAUUCAACGGGACCCAAAUUUUGGCGGGCUCUUCCGUGCGUGAAGAAGGUCUCGGAAGCUGUCAGUCGUCUUCUCACUCCACUUGGAGUUUGGGUCGCACACAAGCCGGAAGCAACCAUCAGGCGUCAAUUCAUGCGGCCGAAAGACCCACUGCUACGAAGGAAACGUCUGAAGCCGUUUACCAGAUCGGGUGCAGUUAAAGGACAAAGCAACUACGUCGGAGAAACUGGGAGAUUACUCCGUACGCGAAUUGCCGAGCACACAGCAGCAGGGAGGCGGGGAGACGUAACUCUCAGGUGGCGGCUCAUUCGACGGGACCCCACAAUAUUUUAAAGUUUCAAGAGGCCGAAAUCCUCGCAAGGAGUGACAACCACGUGAGCCGCGAGCUGCUCGAGUCGGGAUUCUCAGGCCUACAAUCCAUCAACAAGCGCAAUGACCUCUCGUUACCAUAUUCCGUGAUGAGAUUUUCCUGGAAAGGCGAAUCAGUCACGGGGGUAGGGCGCGGGCAACAAAUUAACCCAGUGACAGUGAGCUAGUUUGCCGAGCAAUCCACACACCAGCAUCCAACACGGCAAUUAACGACUCGGACGCGGACUGAAAGGCUAUCAUCGCAACAACUACGACCCCGCGGUGAUUGCGGGAGCUGUAAGUUACAGUGCGCAUGUGGUCCCACGGCAGCCACGCGCCAUAAAUACUGCACUCCUUGUGCCGCCAUUACCCUUAUCUGCGACUGUCUCUGGUGAUGGUUUCGAGUGAGAAUCCGAAAGGUCAUUCCACUAACUGUCUUGUUCUAGUGGUCGCAUCUUCAUCGCCCGAACUACUAACUGGAACUCGCCUGUUCGCAUCUAUCACUAUUGGUUUUUAUCAGGUGGAGCCACAUGCAGUGCGUGAUCGAUCUCAUGAAAUGUUGGCCAACAUUCUGAAAUGCGUUUUCGGCCAGGAAGGAUUAUUUAUGUGGGGUUGUAAUACUGAUUACCUUGCGGCAUAAUUCCAUAACAUUUGGAGGUGUCCAGGAUGCUGGUUUUUUUAACGCACUUCUUUUCAAUCUCCCAUAGAAACCUUGCUCUGUAAAAAAAUGACGACUUAAGUAACAUGCAUUUUCACGCCGAUUUUAGAUGGUCUUAUAAACUUAAAAUAUAGUUUAUGAAAAACAUGGGCGAAAAUAUACUUUUUACACUCGUUCGAUAGACGAUCACGUCAUUUUCACAAUUUUUUUCAAAGAAAGAUUAUUAUUAGGUUUAAAAAUUUUUUUCUGAUUCCCAAAUAAUUUGGGACCUGAUCAGCUGUAGCAUUAGCGCCUAGUGAUUUCAUUCUACAAGCUGCAUGCCUUCCGCGUACGGAAAAUAUUAUAUUUUUCCAUGCUUUUAAGAAGAUGGCAUAUUGAGUUCAUAAAAGUUUACAAUGGAUACCGACUGUGUAGCACAUUUCAUGAGGAACAGUGGUAAACGGACAGGUACAAUGCUGUAUUAACAGGUGCAAUGAUCUUCCCAUUCAAUACUUCGUGCUGAGACUUCCCCUAGGCGAAGUAAUUGGCCACGCGGGGAGCGCACAGAUGAAAACUCUUCCCAACACCCGGGUCAGCGCAUCAGAUAGUCGAGCAAUCAUCACACCAACAUCCAACGCAUUUGGUGAAAUUGCAGCAAUUAACGACGCGAAUGUCGGCCAUCACGCCACGUGCAACGAUCCCUGAUGAAGGGGGGGGGAGGGAGCCAAGAUUAUUCAUAGGUAUGCGGUAGCAUGGCUACUGCAUCCUGUAAAUACUGCAGCUGCAUAUGCGUGAACCACCCUUAUCUGCGUUUGUCUCUGAUGAUGGAUUCAAGCAGGAAUCCGAAACGUCAGGCUAAUAAAGCUCUUGUCUCGGCGAUCGUGUCUUCUUCUUCAAGACUGCUUUCUGGGACUCGUGUUUUCGUUUCUAUUCACAAUGCUGUAUGAUCAGACAUAUCUACAUAUGAAGGCGAAAUUUCGAGUUCCAGGUGUAUACAUAUUUGAAGAAGAAGAAGAACAGUCGAGCACCGGAACAAUUCGUUCUUCAAACGGAUCCAAACUCAUUGCAGCAAACUGGAAGACAGAGCGCGUGAGGCCCGUUAUCUCCGCGACCAGUUUGUGCAAAAUGGCUAUCCGAGGGCAUUCAUAAGUCGCUGCCUACGCGGUCGCCACCAGAGAACUCAAACAUCAACGCCACCGACGAUAUGGCAUGCUCUGCCAUACAUCAAGGGUGUUUCAGAAGCGACCGAGCGCAUUGCUGCGGAGCUAGGGGUUGGAAUCGCACACCGCCCCAAAGCCACCAUGCGCAACAGGGUCAUGAAGAUCAAAGACCGGUUAAAACCUGAAGAGCAAUCUGGAGUAGUGUAUCGCAUUCCGUGUCAAAAUUGUCCUUGUAAUUACACAGGACAGACUGGACGCAUGCUCGGAUCGCGCAUACAUGAACAUAAGCUGGCUGUGCGGCGAGGCGACGCAUUGUCACAAGUGGCCGCCCACACCUACGAAAUGGGUCACGAGUUUGACUUCGCUGCCACCAAAAUAGUCGCCCACGCCGGAAACAAAACAGGCCGAGAAUUGAUUGAAGCCUGGGCCUCGGAUGAGAACUCGGUCAAUCGAUUUAUCGAUCUGGCGCCGGCGUACAGAGCCCUUCGUAGUCACCUCCAGUCGUGUGACGUCGGUCGAUGA